Messenger RNA from Corythoichthys intestinalis (scribbled pipefish), 2030 nucleotides. RefSeq lists its product as uncharacterized. NCBI's taxonomy places the organism in Eukaryota, Metazoa, Chordata, Actinopteri, Syngnathiformes, Syngnathidae. The coding region runs from base 338 to 1483 and encodes 381 amino acids. The transcript has 5 exons. The record is from RefSeq and is a predicted model, not a curated record.
AGACGGAUGUUGCUUAUUCGGCCUUUCUGGCCACGUUUGGAGCCAACACACAUUUAUCCGGAGAGUCGAUACUGCUGUAGCAAACAAAACAACUCGGCGGUGGCAGCCAUUUUGAACGAUCGCAAAAUGAAAUGAAAGCAAACAUUUUAUGUGUCAAAGUAUCUAAUUCUACUAGCGUGAGCCAGGGUUGACACUUCAUCAGAACUUUCUUCAGAAACUAUGAAGGAUCUGCUUUUACCCAAAGUGAUAAUGAACCUCCUGACAGUGUAAAAACGAAGCACAGAGUUUCACCACAAGCUACGGUAGUUACCACAUGGUCUACUGAUUCAGAACCAAAAUGGAACAGUCUACAAGGGUCGUGGGCCUGGACGCGCAAGGCAACAUGCUUUUCACCAUGGUGAAGCCUGUCAUGGGAAUAUUUCAGGUGUCCUCAGACCAAACUGUGACCACAGCGGGAAUGGGUCUGCAGGGCUUAGCCGAAAACACACUUCUCCUGCCUCCACCUCAAGACCAAGUUACACUGGAGAGCACCCAGGUGGAAAUGCAUGCCAUCCAGCCUCAUCUUCAACCUCAAAUGGAGGUUUCUACCCAAGUACAGACUGAGGAAGCCAUUCAGAGUCAGGUAUUGCCACAGAACUCCAGCAACACUGAAGAAUUCGCCACACAAAUGCCCUUUGCAGAGGUGUCAUCACUCCUGGAUCCCAACAUGAAAGGUUCCAAGGCUCGGAAACAUCUCAUCUCCUAUGACGAGAUUAAGCGCCGCCUGCAGGCUCCAGAGAAAAUGUCCCUGCGUUCAUUGGCCGCCUACACUCGCGUGAGCCGAGGACCGGCAAGCAAGAAGACACUGUUGGAGUCCCUGAGUGUCCUCGGCCUCACGCCCAGUACCACUACUUCUGUUUCCUCAUCUUUCUCCAAACUGACCGAAGGUGACACGAGAGCAUUGUGCGACGACAUGAAGGAGUUCUCUCAUGACUACAUUGACUAUGGCAACAUGGCAAAACAGCUUAUCCCAAGCACAAACACAGUCCAACACUGGUCCAAAAUCAUUGAGACAAAAAAUCACCUUGAGGACAUGCGGAAAAGUUUCAAGGACCCAACCAACAGUGGGGCCUUUGACAGCGCAACACACGGCCUUGGACUGGGAAUGCUGGACGUGGCUCUGGACAUGAUCGUUGCGGUAAUCGAGCAGCAGAUCCGCAUCCUAUCGGGCUCCGCCACAACGGAGCCUCUUGAAUCCAUUGUGCCGACACGCCGCAUCCGCAGGCGACAACGCCGGUGUCACAAGACUUCCCUCGGCAUCAAAGAGCAAGGAAAGGCCAUCUCAAAAAACAAAGGGCGAAGCAGAGCGAAGAAAAAGUUACUUCAGGAAAAUACAGUGGAAGUGGAGCCCUGCAAGACAGAUGACCUGCAAGGCAACGUGUUAACUUUGGUAUCUGUGGGAUAUGAGGCUGUUUCAACUGGGCUUGGAUCCAGACCGACUUGAAAUGACACCAUGUUUGUUUUACCAGAUUGUGCUCAGGAAGGACUAAAACGAGUCAAGACACGGGUGCUAUCAUGAAGUUUGUAGCAAAAUGCAAAUUUCUGUUGAUGUCUAACAGUAACACUUUAACUCUGAUCUUUUUUAUGCAACUUUUGUCUAGUUUGGAGUCCUUACACAACCCAUCCAUUUAUUAUUAUUAUAUAUAUUUUUUUUUUUAUCAGGGGCUUAGGAAGUGGUUGAAGAAUUAAGCACUGAACAGGUAUCGAACCUGCUCAAACUACUGGUGCAGCGGUUUUUAAAGUAGGGAUAUGAAAUAAGGUGUUGAUGUCUGCUCGGGAAUAGGUCAGCUUUUAAGGUAGUCUUGGAACAUAGGACCGAGGCUUAAGGUUUGACACCCAGGAUUCACUUCUUACAUUGAAAACCAUUGCAGCUAUUCAACCAGAUACUGGUGUAAUACCAAUAUUGCCAAAGUCUGUGAAAGGGCCUAAUGUGAUUGGUAUUUUGCUGUUUGUGUUCAGUUCCAGGUCUCUCUCUGUAUUACACAUGAACC